This is a messenger RNA of Amphimedon queenslandica, 920 nucleotides long. RefSeq lists its product as uncharacterized. Lineage: Eukaryota; Metazoa; Porifera; Demospongiae; Haplosclerida; Niphatidae. The record is from RefSeq and is a predicted model, not a curated record. The coding region runs from base 62 to 763 and encodes 233 amino acids. The transcript is spliced from 4 exons.
AUUAUCGCCUCAGCCACAGUCAACACAUUUAUCUGUUCUCACCUCUCCAAAUACACAUGCAAUGUGUAGAAGUAGAGCUGAUGAGGAUGACUGGCUCCUUGAUGGCGAGGGGAGGAGGAGGAAGGAAAGAAACUGGACUGUGACUUUUUGCAGUUUCUUUUUCUGUCUAUUGUAUUUAGUGGCUCUGGUAAUGGCACUUGGUUCUGUUGUCUUUUUUGGUGUGGUCCAGCAUCAUGUUAGUAAAAAUAGUAAAAAAAGUUGUAUACUAUACAGUGCAUACAAUGAAAAGAUCAAUGCAUUAAAUGGCUCAGAUAACAUAUCCUGCAAUUUGAAUAUUGGGGGUGAUGUGAUACUGGCUUUCCUUUGUCUUGUACUCCUGGUUAUAUCACUAUUCCAAAUAGUGCGUGGAAGAUGGAGUACCUGCUGUGCAAUAUGCACUUUGUUGCUACAGAUUCUAGCUCUGAUCCUUGGACUGGUACUAGCUAUAGUUCUGUUGAGUGGAUACGUAAUAACAUGUAGCAGUACAAAAACAAAACCAUGUGCUAAAUUAUUUCCCAAACAUAAUGAUGACAACUACAUUCAUAUUUCACAGGGUGCUCUGUCAGUGUGCUUCUGUUCACUCUUUGCAUCACUGGUUACGCAGAUCCUCCUCCUCUGUUGCUGUAGGAAAAGGACUCGCUCAACAAGUCAAAAGCUUGACGAUAAUAACUGGAUUGAUAACGAUCGCAUCAUGAAAAGGAACGAAUAUGCUGUUUUUGAUUGAACUUUUGCUACCUUGAUUCACUUUUGAAGAAACGGAUUCUUCCUCAUACAUGUCAUAAUGUGUACAAUUUAACUUAGUUUAUACACAAUUGCUAUUUUUGUAUAAAAUUUUUGUCUUUUUGACUAUAAGCAGAGUCAAAAUAAUUAUAAUAAUAAAU